CGAUCGUCAUCUGAUCUCUCUCGCCGGGAAUUUUAAUAACGCUGCUCUAUCUACCGGCGAAAUGUCGUUGAGCAAUUACACUGCCGUAAUCGCCUUGAUCGUUUUCGCCGUCGUGUCUGCCGGCGCUCAAUCCCUAGCUCCUGCUCCAUCUCCCACAAGCGACGGAACAUCGAUCGAUCAAGGAAUAGCGUAUUUGCUAAUGGUGGUGGCGUUGGUGCUGACAAAUUAUCAAAGCCUCUUCUUCACAUCGUCGCAAUUUUCUGUUGUAUCCGAGCAAGUGGUUGCCGUCGCGUUUACAUUGUCGUGUUCUGUUGUGGGUCAUUGGGUCGGGUUUUUUUCCGCCGUCGCAACACUUCCUUCUCCGCCGCCGCAACACUUCCUUCGAUAUGCUGUGUUGUGUCUCAACUCAUCUUUUCUCGUCGUGAUUUAUUGUCGCCGUGACUUUCAUGUCGCCCGUGACUUUCAUGCCUCUUUUAUGCGCUCUGAAACUAGCACGAUAAGCUUGAGAGCAAUAAUGAUUAAUUUCGAAAUUUUUGCAUAUUUGGUCACUAAACUUAUUGUUAUUUAUUUUGUAAUCCCAAUACUUUUUAAAUGCGAAAAUUGAUCUUUAAUU
This is a messenger RNA of Brassica oleracea var. oleracea, 613 nucleotides long. RefSeq lists its product as uncharacterized. Lineage: Eukaryota; Viridiplantae; Streptophyta; Magnoliopsida; Brassicales; Brassicaceae. The transcript is spliced from 3 exons. The coding region runs from base 62 to 604 and encodes 180 amino acids. The record is from RefSeq and is a predicted model, not a curated record.